This is a messenger RNA of Aplosporella prunicola CBS 121167, 324 nucleotides long. RefSeq lists its product as uncharacterized. The record is from RefSeq and is a predicted model, not a curated record. The transcript is spliced from 2 exons. Bases 1 to 324 code for a protein of 107 amino acids. Lineage: Eukaryota; Fungi; Ascomycota; Dothideomycetes; Botryosphaeriales; Aplosporellaceae.
AUGUGGCAUGCUUGGAAGUUCAGGUUGCAAAAUUUGGCUGGCCUCUUCCGGAAACUAGUAACGAUUCCAGGUGCGUCGCUCGCUCAUACAUCCUCAUUAGCACUCACGACCCAACACGAGACAAACCCUCAAGCUUUGCCAUUCGCUGGUCCCCAAAUAUCCGGCCCUACUUCUAAUCUGCCUACGACGUGUCCGAAUCCGAAGCGCGGAGUUUCUACCGUUCCUCCGGCCCAGAAGGCGGUAGGCGGUCAACCCACGCGACCGCCUUCACAGCCUGCCCAGAAACAAGACGAAGGAUCAAAACCGCCUCCAGGCCAAACCUAG